AGCCUAAAGUCUAAACACAUAAUCCAUUUUUUGUAGAGUUCUGGUUGUGUUAAGUGCUUUGAGUAGAAUCCAUGAUUAAAAAAAAAAUAAUAAAAAUUAUAAAAAAUAAUAAUAAUCAUAAUUCCUGUUUUUAUUUUAAACGCUUUAAAAGCAAAUCUCAAGACCACUGUCACAGAACCCUUUAUUCCUCUUGUGUUGAUAGAAAUGUUGCUAGAAAUGGCGAUUGAUGCUCAGAUCAGUCACUGCAGCAGUGUUCACUCCCCACAUGAAGUGAAGAACAGCUGAGCAGGUGACUAAACUACAGACACUGUGAAUGAAAUCUUUCCAAACUCCUGAUCUUGCUUUGGUUUGUUUGAUUUCCUGCUAAGAUACGACCCCUCCUUCAGAUGAUUGAUCUGUCAGGUGUGUCCGUCUCUCUGUGGCCAGUGUGAUUCCCGUUACUCUGACUCGUGUCACCUGGUCUACACCAGGGUAUGUAUACGCCUCCUUCUCUAACUCAGGCUCGUUGUUCACUGCUGGUUGUUUCCUGUUCAUGAUGUUUGUUUGCCUGUUGUUCUGCGGUUCCUCUUCUCCUCGUGGUUCAGCCUGCUUCAGUCUGUGCUCCUGCCUGGAGUUGGCUGUAUUUAAGUUUGGGACUCUGUUGAAUAAACUUGAUCGCUGUCUCUCUCGUGCUGCGUUUGAGUCCUGCCUGCCUUCUUGUACCACAGCAGCUGAAGACAGCACCGUAAAUAAGAAGAACUGCUGCUCUUCACAAAGAUUUCCCAAGAUUUCUAGCAUUUAGAAUGAAAAGUUUUCUAUUACAGGAACUGAAGGGAGAAACGAACUAGCAGAAGAAGAACUCACUGCACGUGGGUUAUUGUCAGACACGGAGGAACUCUGGUCGUGUGUGUGCUGGUGUUUGUGUGUGCCCAGCAGUCUAUGAAGAGCAGCAGAUGAACUACUUGAUCGGGUGGAUCAAUGUGUUUGGUAACAGCCCAAAGGGACAAAGAGAGAGGGAGAGUAAAAGAAAGCAGAAGAAACAAAGCGAGAGAGCAGAAGAUCCAUUGAGUGUGUUUUUGUGGUUGAAGAAUUGUCCCCGCUGGCUUUGAAAAGAAGGAUAAUCCUGUCAAGUAAGCAGACCUUUGGAUAUUCAUGACUGGCCGAGCGGCUCCGCGGACUGAAGGAGGACACAGUCAGGAUGGGAUUAAACAUCAAAGUGGAUCUGAGGAGCACAGGACUGGGACACAAAUCAACCAGUGCAGAAACACAGAGGUAUCAGAGGGCUGUGCUGGGGGGCACAGGGGACCGGUGCAGACCAGGUCGGUGGAGGGUGGACAGAGGUUUAAAUGAGUCCGGCGUGAGGGCCUCUGAUACUAUUCAGUGCGUUGAUGGGGGUAAAACACCUGCCCCCAAUCUGAGAAACAUAUCUAUACAUAGCACUUGUAUUUUAAUAAGAAAAGAAGUUCCCAUCGUGGAGCUGUUGAAUCCUGAGGUCGACCUGAGGCUCAGUGAUUUCACAUGGAGUCAAAACAAUGACUAAGGGUUUUGUUUUUUUGCUAAGAGCAGUGCAUGGUUUACAAUGUUAUUUCCUGAUUUAUACACAUUUAUAUUAAGAGUUAAAGAAAUCAGUUCAAAUGAUUGAUGACCAAUUAGUGGUGAUUCUAACAGAAAAAGACUAAGAUGUAACUAGAACCAAAACUAAAAUAAGCUAAGACGUAGCCAACAGUUGAUGAAGAAGCUAACAUGGAUUAUUAGUUGAAAACAAUACACCUUAAAGUUGUUUUGUCCAUAUCAUGCAGUAGCUGAGAUGAAAACCAGAAGCUAGUGCUAAUAUAACAUUUGCAGUAGUUGUUGUGAUUAUUAAUUAUUUGUCCAGUCGUUUAUCUGCUCUCAUAUUACACUGCAACAUACUGUAUGUCUGCUCUGAAGUCAUCUUUCCCUGGAGUCUGAUGGUUUUUCAAUUAAAUUAGCAUCAUGUGGCAAGCAACAUCUAUCUAUCUGUCGAUCUGUCGAUCUAUCUGGGUGUUCAAACCUAACAUCUGUGAGAAAGCUGCUGCAGUUUGUCAGAGUGGAGGUUGAAUAGAAAGCGGAGGCUGGCGUCUGCCUUCAGUUGUGAUUUUAAAUGCACUGAGAAUCAGUGAGGAGCAGCAGCACAGUGGGAGGUGAAUAAAGAGAGGAGGAGGCUGUGAGGCAUUGAAGGGAGAUCUGGGGUUGUUUCAAAUGAGAGAGAGAGAGGGUGGGUGUGUGUUUGUGUGUGUUAACACAUGCACAUGUUUGUGUGUGUUUGUGAUAAAGGAUUGACAGAUGUGUCCAACAACAUCUGAUAUAAUCCCUGUAUAAAUACACACUGCAUCUGCUAACAACGAGAGUCUUCACGUUGGCAGAAUUACAACAGUGUGUCAUAAUAGAACUCACAUCCAAUCACCUUUUACACCAAUGUUCACUGAUAAUACAUCAACAUUUUAACAUCUCAGUUUUGGACUCAGUUCUGCUUCCAUUACUACAGUUCUUCAGUGGCUAAGCUGCAGCUUCUGUGCUUCAAAUGUACUUAUAGAUUUCACUAAACAUUUGACAGCAGCCACUGGAUGGUGCAGUGGUUGGCACUGGUACUACAAGCCGGUAACUACUUAUAGUUCCUGCUUCAUUCCAUAGUCCAAAAACAGGCAGGAUUAGGUUAAAAUGUUAUUUGCUCCAAAUUGAUCAUAGCGUAGGUGUGAAUAUGAGUGUGAAUGGUUUUUGCCUCUGUUUGUGGCCCAGCUAUGGACUGGAUGACUGUCCAGGGUGACCUCUGCCCUCAUAUGAUAACUAGUGUGAUUGGCUCCUGUAGAUACAUAUACAUUUACAGUGUGAAUAUGUGAGUGGUUUUGUCUCUCGUGGUGGCAAUACAGUUUUUAACACAAUAUCACAUAAAUUCAUCUUCCUUUUAGGGAAAAAUAUUUUUACUGUAAAAAAGAAGAUGACGGGCCUCAAUUAUUUCUUUAAUUUGUCUCUUGAACAGUCUUAAAUUUCACAGAUUGUUUGAAAUUAAGUUUUGUUUCAUUGCAUGAAGUGUUAAAGAAACAACUGUUAACCAUGGAAUAAUGCUGCUGUCAUACCCUAACCUUUUAGUUGACCUGCUGUUUGUAAAAAAAUGUCAAAUUUUAAUUUAAUUUUUAAAAAUAUUUUGUAUAUAUUUUACAUAUGCUUCUUUCACAAUUUUUGCAGACUUACGUUUCUACAUUCAGUUCACAUUUACCUUAGAAAAACAAAAACAAAUCUAUAAUAUUACCUUUCUGCCUGUUAAAAAGGGGGCAGUAGAAUGUAGGUUUAUUAGAAAUAGGAUUUAAAAGUGCAAAUGGAACAAGUUUUCUCUCCCUGAGAUAAAUUCAAAUUUCAAAUUUAAAUUUAAAUUCCAGCAACAACACAGCGUCUGUUCGACCACCAGCCUUCGUUUCUACAAUAAGGCCGCUUUUUAGGAUUCAGACUCGAUGAAGAGUCAUCUAUCAUACUGCUGUCAGCGCUCACUUUAACAGUGACUUUGCUCCCACUCCACUGCCCUCCUCUCUGUAAACCCAGCCUUGGCCUUGAACCUCUAAUAAAACCCUUAAAAGAAACAUUGCCCUCGCUCGCCCCCACAGACAUUAACUAGCCCCCCCCUCCCCCCCAAGGCCUAGACUGGUGUGUGCGAUGAAGAAGAAGAAGAAGAAGAAGCUCAGUGUUUGACGUUGGAUUCCUGUAGAGGUUUAGUGUCAGUGAAUCCAUCAUUGUCACUCUUAAAUAGUGGGGCUACAGGGACACUUUGUCAGGCAGCCGGUUUGUUAUCUAACAUUUAUUUUCUGGGAGCGACAUCUGCGAUGUUUAAAUGAAAUGAACAGUCAUUAGAAUUAGUUUGAGUAACUUCACUUUAGCAUCUGCUAAUCAAAACCCUGAAGGUUAAAGAGGUUUUAAGCCUUUUAAUUUGAACUGUCAACACGAAUCUACAAUGACAUGCUUCACAAUGAAACCCUGGACCACAGGAAGUGUCAGUGGAGCAGUUAGCAACUUGAAAUAUGAAUGUGGCAAAAGUCCAUCUGUAUUUAAACAAGCGUGACCAACUGAGCGUGUGCAGCUAUUGAGCGUGAAGCGUUUAGGCUCUCUUUCACAAAGAGGCCGGGGGCUAGGACCUCACUCCCCUCCCUCCUUCAUUAUCCCCUUCACUAUCCCAUGCCACUAUGAUCAGCACCAAAUGCUAACUAUCCCAGGCCAGCGCUCACAAAGCAUGCUGGGAAGCACAAAAGCAGACCGUCAGCCGAUCGGUUCCACCUUAUUAACAGCUUGUAAUCUUCUCAUGUGGUUGGCCAGGCCUCAGAGAGCAGGAGUUAGGGCUGAUGGAGGAGUGUGUCCUCCACCUCCACUUUGAUGCGGAGCAGCGUUUUCCCUCUGAAAUGUCCUCCCCUGGUUUAUUCCCAUUGUUGCUGCUGCUACUGCUGCUGCACCUGUUUGCCCACAGGAGGCGAUCAGUCAGUGACAACUGUUAAUUUCUCAUUAGAGUCUCUUUGCACAGUGAAAACAGAAGACGGUGUGUGAUGUCAACCCCACAGCAGGUGCAGCUCCUGGUUUUUACUGUUCUGGCUAAAGCUCUGGUGCCUGGCCCUGACGAGGCUACGGGGUCGGAGGAUCUCAUUUUAGAGAAGCUUAAAAUCACACGCUAACGUGAGUCUGCAAGAUAAGAUCAGUCUGGGUUUUUUUUACUGUGAGCUAAAACUUUUUUUAAGAUAUCCUUUCUGAUAUUCUGCUUUAUAUAUUUAGCAAAUUUUCAUUUGCGAACAGUGAAAAAAUUCACUUAUAUUUCAUCUAAUUUGUGGUUAUUUUUAUCCAAAGUUUGAAUAACUAGAUUCAAAAUCUAACUACCGCGGUCACUAUGUAGCCAAUUCGUUCCCUGAAAUUACUAUUACUACUAUUUUUAAAAAAUUAAUAUAACAAUAUUGUUUUUAUCUUCAUGUACACUGUGGAUAUUUAAGGUACUUUGGAAAUGUUCAGGUUAAUAAUUAUUAAUCACUUUUUUAAUUAAAUAGACUAAUACUCAACAUGUAUUUGUUGUUGGGUUGAUAAGGUUGAACAUGAUAAAAUAACAUUUGUUCUUCAGAAUCUAUUAGAACUGCACCACGUCUUUAAUAAUAUUUCGGGGGCAGUAUUUCUACAAUGUGUUCCACAAGUGGUUAAUGGUCAUUCAAAAACAACAAUUCUUCCAAUUUAAAAGGGUCAAUUACAUUACGUAAGAUUCAAAUGAUAGUUUUUUUAUUUUUGGUAUUUUUCCAAGUGUACCAACUUUUCUGGAAACGGGGUUUUCAGAUGUAGACCAUGCACAGACGUCUUUUCCCUCCAGUGGUAUCACCGAGUGUGUAUUUUUCAUGCUGUACAAACAGAUAAAUUGACCCUGCAGUUUGGCGUAGGUGUCUUCCUGUCUGUCAGCCACAGGAAGUGACUCCACACAGACCGUGCAUUUAGCCCCCAGGUGCAGACAGCCUUGCCCAGAUGGAUGGUACUCCUUCCACCAUAAAGACACUAGUCUUCCUCCUGCCCUGAAGCCACCGGGGCUCUUGCCCUGGUCCAGCCUCAUCAAAAGGAGCAGGAAAGCUGGGAGGCGGAUACGCCGGGCAUUAACCCCAAAUCAAGCUCACUUUUCUUUGCCCUGUGUAUAAAAAGUAGGGGGGAGGUGUGGUGUUCUGUCAGACACCAGCCUCUUUCUUUCUCCUCCAUUCUGACUUCUGUAUGUGCGCCUCCUUGCAGGUGUCCCUUUUUGUCGUCUUGACACAGAAGCCACGGCCCAAAAUUCAGGCACAGGCAUCAGGACUGGCUUUCUUUCAUGACUGCGUUUAUUACAUCUCAUUGUUGGACAACCACUAGAAAUUAAAUUGAGCUCACAGGAUCACACACACACACACACACACACACACAUUCAUCCUGGCUGCCUGCGCUCUGUUCGGCUGCAGGUGCGAGGGCCAUCCGCCUGGCCCUUUUCAUGAGGCCCCUGUCUUUCCUGUUCGUCUGGAAUCCAUCCAUUCAGCUUCAAUCGCAGCACCAGCCGGAGCCCACCGGACCACUGGUGGGGAAGGGAAGCGCCUCCACACACAUCUUUCACUUGUUGAGCCACGAGAGAAGAGCGACUGGGGACCAAAGAAAGGCUCUUCCUCCCCUGUAUCUCCUUCUGCUUUCAUCGUAAACAACUUGCUUUCUGUGUGUCACUCUGCUGUCCUUCCCCUCUUCCCCCUGCCUUCCUUUUCUCCUUCUCUGUCAGGCUUUCACAAAAGAGGGGUUUGGGGGUCCAAAAGAGAACGACCGGCUGACUGUGAAAACGCAGUGAUGCCGGGGUCUUUUUAUGGCCCAUGAAUGGCACAUCUGAGGUUUCCAGCCUUGCUCAGCGCCCCAGGGCCGGCUUCACCUGUGCCGGGAGUCAAUUGGUCUGUUGUGUGCCUGUCUGGAACCGUGCCCAGCUCUCUGCCAGCCAAUUCGGUGAGCGUAGCCGUGUACAACUGAGCAACAAUAACCUACUCCUCCUCCAAACCUCCAAUUAACUCUCCAAACACAAUGAUGUUGCCAUUCAAGGUUUGCCAAAAACUGUUCUCGGACACAAUUAAUAGCUAAUGUUAGCACAGCUAAUACCUGCUCUCCUGUGCUGAGGACUUUAAUGGCUUUUAGGACGUUGAAUGCCUGCUGAGGUACACUCCACUGAGUCCACACUGUUGUCUGUCAGUGUUAACUUCAGAUAAAAGGCUAAAAGAAUGUCGACAGGCUGCUAAUCCCAAAACGGCAGCACUAGCAGCAUACUGUAGAGGUGAUGACACGUUCACAGACAAAACUAGCGUCUAAUGCAACUCAUGCUUAUCAAGUCGAGAAUGUUGCUAUAGAAAUGUAUUGCUAACCCGCUAACGGACAAAUUGUUGCAAAGGCAUAUUGAAAUAAACUUUAUUUUGCUGAAGUCAAUUACUUUAUAAGAUUUUUUUUUCUUUUUGCACUCUCUUUUAAAAAUAUAGAAAGAUAAUCAUUCAAAGAUUUUAAAAAUUGACAUUUUAACAUGAUAAAAACGCCAUGUUUUGCAGAAUAUCAAUGCUGUAAAGAUGUUUAGAUUCAUUGGUCUUAGUGUAGUGAAAAUGUCUAAGUAAUAAAAAUCUUAAAGAAAUAAAAUCUUAAAGAUGUAGAAAGAUAGAAAGACAACUUUUGGACAUCCAAAAAUAUGGACAGUGUGUCAAUUUUCACCUUUUUUGAGCUUCAGCAUUAUUGAUUCUUAUUAUUGAUCAGUUCUAAAAAAAGAAUUAUAUCAAUUGCAACUAAAAAUGACUAUUUGGAUGAUGCUAGAAGAUGAUGAUAAAAGUUUUAAUAUGUCAGUCUUAUAUAUGUGUAUUUACAAGGAUCACAACAUGAGUUGGGGAGGAGUUGAGCUGGGGGGAGGACGGGGAGGGGGGUCGGGGUGUGAGUGGCACCAUUCAGCUCACUUUACCACACUGUGAGCUGCCAUUCUCAACACCCGCAGCUGUGGAAAUGAGAUAAAACCGCGGUACCACUCAUCUGUGCCACCACAACCCUCUGACGCCAGCAGUGGGGAGUGUGUUGAGUCGUCACUGAGCUGGAUGGCAUCUGUUCUCUAUGAGCCGAGGGGAGAUCAACAGGUGGAGCCAAAAAAGAUUUUUUUUUUUGCAAAUAAAGGACUUUACCUGAUAGAGACACAGCAGGACUACCAACCUGAAGGUAACUUCGUCCAGAUAGACAAUGAACAUGAUGUCCAACCCGGUGAUCAGAGCCCAGGAGCGGCCUCAGUCUCUCUGUGGCCCAGGGCCUGUCCAGGACUUAGCCCUCUGCCCUCCUGGCUUCAACCUCAGCUCACGUCUCCACCCUGCACCCCAACUGCUGGGUCUGCAGAGCAGCCAAAGAUCCACCAAAUCUCAGAGAGAGCUGAGCCCAGAGGAGCAGCAGGAGCUCAGGAGGAAGAUCAACAGCAGGGAGAGAAAGCGGAUGCAGGACUUGAACAUUGCCAUGGAUGCUCUGAGGGAGGUCAUGGUACCGUACGCCUCCUCACCCUCCUCUGGCUCAGUCUCUCACACCCACCAUCCCGGAGCUCCCCCGGGUCGAAGGCUCUCCAAGAUCUCCACCUUGGUCCUGGCCAGGAACUACAUCCUCCUCUUGGGUUCAUCUCUGCAGGAGAUGCGGAGGCUGUUGGGUGAGGUGAGCAUCGGGAUGGGUGUGAAUGCGGGGCCCGUCCCACGGUUGCUUCUCACUGGAGGUUGGCCCCUCAUCUCCAGCCCUGGUCAGCUUCUCCUCACCCAGGAGUCCCUCCUCAGCUCAGCAGCUGCCUCUUCAACUCCCUCUUCGUCCUCCUCCUCUUCAUCAUCAGCCACAGCUAAAUGUCCCCUGCUGUCCUCAGGCCCCAUGGACGCCUCACUGGCCCCUGUCCAGUGGAGCUCAGUGGGGCCCCUCUGUCCCUGCGGGGUCUGCAGACUGCCCAGGUUCAGCCAUUCCUCUCCAGGCCCCCGGUUUUCAAAGUGACUGCUGAAGUUUGAGGAUGAAAAGCUGGUGAAAGGACUUCACGACUGUUAGUUGAAUGAAUUUUUAUAUGAAGUUAUUAGAUAGUUAGUAAAUUAUUUUUCUAACAUUUUUAACAGUUUUAUAAUAUUUUUAUAAGAUAUUUUACUCACAUGUGUAGCUUAAACCUUAUGCAAGUCUUCUAUAUACUGCACUGUAAAGAAUAAAGGUUGUUUCUAUGCCACACAUUGUGCUGUAGUUGUGUAAGCAGCAUAAAUGUUGACGUGUUGUCAAAGAGUGAAAAUAAAUGUCCUUUUAUUGAUGUGAUGGAGUAAGAAAUCCAUUGUGAUUCUUCCAUGUCUUUCUAAUGAAAGUCAGAACGUUCUUUUAAAAGAGGCACAGAUUUGAUACUAUAAAAUACCCAGCUGGUUCCUCUCUGAUAUUGCAUGUAAAUCCAAUCCAUUUCACCUACAGACAGGGCAACAACUACCUUUUGUAUCAAUGAACAAUUGAAUGGAUAUGACUUAAAUACUUCCUGUCUUUUCUUUUAGCUCCACAAUGAACAAAACAGAAAUAAUUAAAAUUCACAGAUGCUUUAAAAAAACAGAAAAAAACAAACAAAUAAAAAACUUCAAUUAAAAGCAAGAAAAUACGCAAUGUAUGGGGGACAUACUGUAACUAUUACACAUUUGAGUCUUGGACACAUGUUCAUUAACUACCGGCUCUCUGCCAAUCAAUAGCUAAUUUCAUUUGUUCAAUUAA
Molecule: messenger RNA, 9216 nt
Organism: Cynoglossus semilaevis (tongue sole)
Lineage: Eukaryota; Metazoa; Chordata; Actinopteri; Pleuronectiformes; Cynoglossidae
Gene: olig1
Product: oligodendrocyte transcription factor 1
Exons: 1
Coding region: 7705-8478 (257 amino acids)
Biological process (GO): positive regulation of transcription by RNA polymerase II; axon development; sensory organ development
Cellular component (GO): nucleus
Molecular function (GO): DNA-binding transcription factor activity, RNA polymerase II-specific; protein dimerization activity; E-box binding
Source: RefSeq, a predicted model, not a curated record